Molecule: messenger RNA, 540 nt
Organism: Protopolystoma xenopodis
Lineage: Eukaryota; Metazoa; Platyhelminthes; Monogenea; Polystomatidea; Polystomatidae
Source: the annotation of a GenBank genome assembly
AUGAGUAUACGCGGCCUCUUCAAAGGCAUUGUGGGGGGUGAGGAUGAAACGGGUCCGCGCACCAGUAAACUGACGGACACGGCUUCUCCCGAGGGUGGCGGCGGUGGACCUGGCGGCUUCUUCUCCGGUACCACCACCCGGUUUCUGGACAGUGUGCAGGCCAAGAAAAACGGCCUUAUGUCCGACCUCUCGACCAAACUUGGCUCCAUCAAGCUGCCUGACAACCUGCCCUCGGGGCUGGCGAAUUUCGGGAUGCCGAGCACAGGCGGCUCGGGGGCUGCCGGCAACAGACGAGGCAGCAGUGACCGACGUCGGCGAAAGGCCGGCAGUGACAACGAGGAUGCCGAGGGCAACUCUUCAUCCGCCAGUGAGUAUGGCGACGAUGGCGACAAGCCGAUGUAUGCGGACGAGUUGCCUCAAGACUCGCAGGUGCAGCGCAGGGCCUCAGUUGAGAGCAUGGACAGCCUGCCAGAAGGAGAGGCGCAACAGUACCGCAGUGAGAUUUCACAGAUUGUGAACAAAGUCUUGGACGCAAAGUAA